CCGGGGCCGCCGCCCGCGGAAGAUGUGGGCGCGCGUCUGGGGGUUCCUGUACAGCAAAUACUUUCGCUUCUGGCUCAAGUGGAUCCUCCGGCUGCUGACCGGCAAGUGCGAGCUGCAGCGCCUCCUGGGCCGCGCGGAGGCGGGCGCGCGUCGGACGCUGAGCGUAGAAUAUUCACUGGAAUCAUCCAAAAAUAAGGUUUUGAGAGAUGCUGUACACGUUGAAGAAGCUCAGGUGGAGAAGUGUGUCAGAGAUGUGAUGAAAGAAAAGAAGAUUGAACAGAACGAUACAAGGUUUAAGACAAAUUUGCAUGUAUCCUUGCUACAGAUAUCAGGUUAUAAAAAACUGUAUUUGAAUGUGGAAAACCUAAGGAAGGUCCCGUAUGAUUCAGAAAAUGAAGAACACGAGGAACAGUUAAUUGAGCUCUGGAAUUUGCUGAUGCCUCACGAGAACCUGAAGGCCAGAAUCAGCAAACAGUGGUGUGACAUCGGCUUCCAAGGCGACGAUCCCAAAACAGACUUCAGAGGAAUGGGGCUGCUGGGCUUAGUGAAUCUGGUCUAUUUUAGUAAGCAUUACACCAAUGAAGCUCGUCAGAUCCUUUCUCGGUCCAAUCACCCAAAGCUGGGAUACUCCUAUGCCAUAGUUGGGAUCAAUCUGACAGAGAUGGCGUACAGCUUGCUCAGGAACGGGGCUUUGAAGGCUCAUCUCUACAACGUGGUGCCGGGGUUGCCACAGAUGGAGCACUUCCAUCAGUUUUACUGUUAUCUGGUUUAUGAGUUCGACAAGUUCUGGUUUGAAGAGGAACCAGAGAGCAUUAUGCACUUCAACCAGUACAGAGAGAAAUUCCAUGAAAAGAUUAAGGGACUUCUGCUGGAUCACAAUGUGGUACUGACCUUACAAGAUACAAAGAAACCUUAAUUUCUCUGCAGUAUAUGAGGUUCUGUAUCAAAAAUUGAAUGAUGCAUUUGGAUGGAAGUUUUGUGUGUUUCACCAAAAAUUGACUAACAAUGGAAUUUUUUUUUUAACGUUUAAAAAAAAAAAAAAAAAGAAAAUUAGCAAAAUUCAGUUAAGAAAGCUUGGACAAUCAACCUCUGUUUACAGGUAUUUUUAUGCUAUUCUCCAAAGGGCAGCUUUUUGCAAAGGAAGUGAAACAAAACCCAACCAACAAACCAACACAAAAAAACAGCCCACAAAUCUCAAGAACCUCUGGAUUGCUUACUUUUACAAUUUUUUUAUACUUCUUGGUGCAGGAACAUGAAGCAGGUAUUUAUGCUGCAUCAUAUUUUCUAUGAAUGGGUUUGACUGUUAAUUGUCUUUUAAAAGACAGUUUAAGUUCAGCUUUUCAAAUUUGAAUUUAAAUUCCAACCUUUUAACGCAACGGUUAAAGUUAAGCUUUUAGUUGAAGUUAUUGUGGUUUUAGAUUUUUUGUAUCAUUCACUCAACAGUGUUAAAUUUCUCUGUAAUUAAGAGGUCCUCAAAGGAGACAUAUUAUUUGUUUAUCAUUUUGGAGAAGAGACUUAAUCCAUCAGCAUAUUGAUGUACUCACUAGAAAUUACUUCUGCCUAAGGAAGUUUAUCUGUGGAUUUGUACCAGCCAGUUCCUGUGCUUGGAAGAAGUUUAGUUUGCAAACAAACAAAAAGAACCACGUGUCAUCAGCGUGAGGAUAAGAUCCUCAGGCUAAAGCUACUCUUUCUGAAAGUAUUCCUGUUGUAAAAACUUUUAAUUCUUUCUAACCUGACUUCAAAUGCUGAGGAUGAUUGACUCAGAAUCUGUUGUCAGCCCUUUUCUUUUGGCAGCUAAGGGGGAGUUCUUAGUGGGAGGUACAACAGAUCUACUUUAGCCCUUUUAUAACGUUUAAAAAAAACCCCUUUAUUGCAGCUGCAGCCUUUAUCUUGUAAAAAUAAGUUCACAUCUGAGUACAAGUCAAAAAAAGAUGUAUUUUCCAUGGAAGGGAUGCAACUUUGAUGUGUUCCUUAUUCUUGCCAUCCUCAGACAAUCUAAUAGAUAGAACUUCAUGUCUGUACUGUGACUAAUUAUUGCUUAGAGCAACUUUAAAUGGAUUUGGUAUGACCAUCCCUUUGUUUUCUAAGACUUUCUAUUAAAUAAGUGCCUUCUGCUGUUUUCAAUCAGUUUUUUAUUUUGAUUCUUCUAGCUAGAUCACAGCCUUAGGAACUUGAGUAAUUUGAGAAAGAUUUUUUCACUACGUACCUAAAUAGCUCACAAAAGUGGCACAAAAUUUGUAUGCUGAUACAAACUAUUUCAUAUAUUCUUUUUUUUAAUCAUCUCAGGUAAACUAGUUAAUUUUUAAAGUUAAUUUCUAAUCAAUGACUACCCCAAAAGAGAUUCCUAAAGAAUAUAAGCAUUGAACACAGUGAAUGGAAGCAUGAGG
Messenger RNA from Hirundo rustica (Barn swallow), 2387 nucleotides. It is a transcript of the gene ELMOD2, whose product is annotated as ELMO domain containing 2. Gene Ontology annotation, cellular component: membrane. Gene Ontology annotation, molecular function: GTPase activator activity. NCBI's taxonomy places the organism in Eukaryota, Metazoa, Chordata, Aves, Passeriformes, Hirundinidae. The record is from RefSeq and is a predicted model, not a curated record. The coding region runs from base 23 to 916 and encodes 297 amino acids. The transcript has 8 exons.